CCGUUGUUCCAUAAAUAAGAACCAGGGAGGAGGGCAAAAGCGUCGGCGAGUGUACCAAGGACUAGGCUCUCGGCCUGCUCGUAUUCAUCGUAUUAUCACCUACGCGAAAUGAGAAACAGCGUCGAACGCGCAUAUAAACGAGAACGAUUUUAUAAUAGAUCGCGCGAUGUGUAUGCGUAUACGCGUGUAAUAUAGUGAUCUCGCGGGGUUGGAGUAUACGAGAGGGAUAGUAGGGAGAAAGGGUGGUGGUGGUGGUGGUGGUGGUGGUGGUUUUAUAGUGCGUUCGACUCGAUCGCCGCAUUAUAGAGAGUUGUUUUAUUUGGAUAAUCGGAAAUAGCUGAAAAAAUAGUCGAUAGAUUCGAUAUAAUUGUAAUUACAAUGAGCGAAGGAGGUAGAAUCGGGAGCGUAACGAAAGGAACGAUAAUGGAAAUAAUUGAAAGGAGGGAGGCGGCGGCAACCACACCGCCGUACGAUGAUGGUUUAACGAUGGUUUAACGAUAUGGUAAAUGAGCCAAGACGUUCGCACAGCGGGACUGAGCUAAAAACGUCCGGCGUCCGGUCCCUCUGAAUAUGAGGCUUUCAACCCGCGGCGUAUCAACGACCCGAAACUCAGUGGCGGCGGCGACGCGGUGGUGGUGGUGGUGGUGGUGGUACUAGUAGUAGUAGUAGCGAUACGCGCUGCAACGGCGACGGCAGCGGCGGUGGCGGCCUCGUCGCAACAAGAAUAUUUUUUCCUAGUAGUAUCGAUGCUCGUAAGUUGGAUCAGCUGCCAUGGUGGAUCCAACGGUACAGAAAUAAAAUCCUCGAAAAUUGCGACAAUGUGAAAUCUCGUGGAUUACGCUGAUAACCCAGGAAAAACGAAAGCGUUUACUUCUGAUUAAUUGGAGCAGGGUUCGACGAGCUGCGAAGAAAUAUCGGGAGUGUUGAGCGAUGGCUCUGGUAAUGUUACCGUGCGAUUUGCCCUGGUGGUCGGCAAUAGUCAAACAGCUGGAUCGGGCCGGUUCUUCGAGAACCUCGAGCGACCUUCUCGAUGUCAUGCAAAGGCUUCACGACAUGUGCAACAUAAGCCUCGAUCCGGAGGAAGACAAUCAGGAUCCAGAAGUAUUCGUCGGGCUUGGAAAAUUUGUGGAUGAAGAUUUGAACGAAGCCGAGAGGGAGAAAUUAUUUACGAAAACAAUACCCCGAAUAGCGGAUAGAGCUAAAGCGUUGAGAGCAACGAAACCACCCCAAGGAUUAUACUUUAGUUUGCAGCAACAAGGCGACUGCGUCGAGUAUAGCUACGGAUUCGCAUCGUCGUUACUGGCAAACGCCUUUUUUUCUACUUAUCCAAAACGGACUAUGAAAACGCAUCCUACCCUAGGAGAUUUUAAUUUUACACAUUUCUUCAAGUACCUACAUCUAAAUAGUCAAAAGGCUAAAUUACGCAGUAUUUUGCACUACUUCGAUUAUCUCGAAACCGAAUCUGCCCUCGAGGGACGUAUGAUUGUUUCGCGACAGGUAAUGACCUCGAAAGAAUGGCUAACGAUCGAGGAUUGGCUGGAGAGCGAUACACCGUUGUGUCCGUUGACGAUUCGUCAUGGUGGUCGAAUCGACGGAAUCGAUUCGGAGGCAAAAUAUUUGCACGUGUGUUUCUCUAGUUCACGAUUUGGUGGCGGUGUUCUCGAGGACAAGCUUACACAAGAAACCGUACAUAUAGCGACUCAUCCGGAAAUACUUGCCGCGAUAUUGUCGGUCGAGGCUUUGGAGGACAACGAAGUAUUAAUAGUAGAGGGAGCUCGACGCGUUUCGAGAAUAAACGAUCCGAAGCACAAAGCUAUUUAUGAAAGCAUAUCAGAGCCAAUUCCAAUGACGGUAUGCUACAUGGAUCCUGAGGAUUAUUCAAAAGUGCCGUUAACGCAAUUCGAAGAGGACAACGUGUUACGCGAAAUGAACAAAUCGCUUUUGGGCUUUCGUCAAAGGCGACCGCCCUCGAGUCCUAUCGACUCGGAUCACGAUGGUGGACCGGGCACACGAAGAUUGUCCCCUAUCGGGGAAAGCUUCGGAAGUACCUCACCGGAAAUAGAAACCGAAGAGAAAGCCGAAACGGUGGUGAAAGAAAAUGGUGCCGAUCGAGAAACGUUGAAAGAGGAAGGAUCGGAGAGCGAUUCUCCCCCGAAUGAAAUACGAAGGAGACGGCCUAACGGACGUUGUUCGAUAAGAUCGCGGAGUCCAUCAAAAAUGGGAAUGGGGGCGGCGGGGGGAGGAGGGAGAAACGCGACGAGUAACGCGAGUCGACGGAGUAGGUUUAUAGUAUUGGGCUCGAGCGGAGAAAUUUUGCCGGUAACGAGAAAAUCACUUGGACAAAUGUCGGUAUACAGCAGCUGUAACAGCCAGAGUACCGAGAGUUUUCAUAGCGCCAAAGAAACGAUGGAGGAGGAGGAGGAGGAGGAGAAGGAGGAACACCAGCAACGACAACCGGCAACAACAGCAGACGAAGAGGAAGAAAAAUUAACGAUAAGGUAUGGUAGACAAUUGGACACACCCGAAAGACGAGGUACUUUUGCUCAACGACUCAAAGAAGCUUUGCAUCGCGAGAGCACCGCAACAGGAUCGCGUUCCUCCGUAAAUUCUUCCGGGGAAAGUAGCUACGCCGUUGGAAUAAGCGUAACCGGAAGUCACGUCGGAGAUGAGGAUAUAAAAGUGAAGAGAGGGGGUUCUCGAGGUUUCGUAUUGAGAGACGAGACCGUUGAGAAAGAUUUUUUCAUGGAUGAACCACCGGAAACCGAAAGCAAAUGGCUCAGCAGAGGCAAACUCGGAGAAAAUGGAACGCGCCCGGAAGCGGUAGCCGGAAUCCAAAGGAGAGAUACGAAUGCGAGCAGUAAAUACAGUUUCAGCACCGAAUACAGUUCAGAGGUGUACGAGCAACUUUCAAAAUGGCUCCAAGAUCCUCUAGCUUCGGAGGAGAACCGGGAAAUGGAUGCGCGUGAUAGAGCCGUUGUACAGUUCGCCGGAUCUCUUUUGAGACGAGCUCUGAGCGAAUCGUUCGCCGGGGUUCCGGUACAAGAGGGAGAACCUUUACCCAUCACAACCGGACCCAACGAUCUGCUUCACCGGAAGCACAAGCUAGCCCUGGCCGUUCGAAGUUUGAGCUUGGAAUUGGCGAGGCAGCGAAACAAGCGCCAACAAUCGUUACCGGGAGAGAGUAGUCCUCAAGGAGGAGGUGGCCCGAUGCCCGUCGUCACCGGAAAUUGGGGAUGCGGUUCGCGAUUAAAAGGGGAUCCUCAAUUGAAAUUGGUCAUUCAAUGGCUUGCCGCUUCUUUGGCUGGCGUACCACGACUCAUUUACCAUACUUUCGGUAACGUCGACUUGUCCAAGUUGGACACGGUGAGUCGGGUGUUGACAGAUCGUAGAUGGUCGGUUGGCGAUCUGACAGCGGUAACAUUGAGAUUCGCGGUUCGCACGAUCGAGGAAAGGGUCAAGGAUCGGAAAAGCCUUUUCGAGGAAUUAAUCGGUAUAGACAAGCCGAGUCCUUAGCCAGACGCGAUGCUGUCGGUUCUCGUGGACGUUUUCGCCACGAUGAUCGAAGACAGCCGCCACCGCCGUCGCCCGCUCGUUGAUCCGAACGACAAAUAACUAUACUUCCCCCAUCGAUCAAUUAUCAACAACACUCUGAAUCCAUUCGAACGACGACCAUUUUUUUCUAUUUUCAAAAGGAAACAAACAAACAAAACGUAACAUUAUACAAUCGUAAAUUGAAAAAAAUCAAGCAUAUCACAUUAGAAAUACCGAAAAAAUGAAUCAAUGUGCUUCGAAGAUAGGUAAAAUAACAUGUAAUAAGGGCAUUUUUUUUCCACAGGUUCGAAGGAGUUUCUCAUUGUCCUUUCACGUAAAAAUAACUUUUUAAAUCAUUCAAUUCUUUUAUAAUUUUCAUUCAGAAUAGAUAACGGAGAAUUAAUUCUUCAAUUAAUACACGAUAGAAACAUUUGGAUCCGAGUCAUACAAUUCAUUUUCAUUUGCGUCAUCAUAAUUACCAAAGGAUCAAAAGUCGUUUUCAAUUUGUGACGUAAUAGGCAAUAAAAUAUUUUAUAAAUGACGUCGUUUGUACGAGGGUGAUGAAAUAUUGUAUUUGCAAUAAGAUACAGUAUAAAAAAAAAAAAAAAAUAGUCAAAUUUUCUGUAAACUGUGGCGCGAGAGUGAAUAAUAUUGGAUUGAAAAAACAAAAUAAAAUGAAAAAAAAAAAAAAAAAAAAAUCACUGACGGGAAUACGCGUGAAAAGGCUGCUGUUUUUUUGAGGCGAGCCUCAAUGAAAAGUGAAGCGCGUAAUAACAAAAGAAACGGUCUUCCAGAAUAAUAAAAAAAAUGAGAACAUGUUCGCGCAAGCAAACCCGUUGAUAGACACUGAAAAAAAAAAAAAUAAUGAAGAAGCGCGUGGUUAAGAA
Molecule: messenger RNA, 4418 nt
Organism: Venturia canescens
Lineage: Eukaryota; Metazoa; Arthropoda; Insecta; Hymenoptera; Ichneumonidae
Exons: 14
Coding region: 931-3513 (860 amino acids)
Biological process (GO): nucleotide-sugar metabolic process; regulation of DNA repair; carbohydrate metabolic process
Cellular component (GO): nucleus; cytoplasm
Molecular function (GO): poly(ADP-ribose) glycohydrolase activity
Source: RefSeq, a predicted model, not a curated record